Molecule: messenger RNA, 3337 nt
Organism: Sphaeramia orbicularis (orbiculate cardinalfish)
Lineage: Eukaryota; Metazoa; Chordata; Actinopteri; Kurtiformes; Apogonidae
Gene: slain2
Product: SLAIN motif family, member 2
Exons: 8
Coding region: 236-2266 (676 amino acids)
Biological process (GO): cytoplasmic microtubule organization; positive regulation of microtubule polymerization; microtubule nucleation
Cellular component (GO): microtubule plus-end
Source: RefSeq, a predicted model, not a curated record
GUUGGUCUUUCACAGUUGGUGACGAGUAUUAUGAAAAUGGCCUCGACCCUGCCCGUGAGUACGAAUAACCGGAGAAGAUGACGGUGUUUAGCGUUUUAAGUCCACUGAACACCAAAGUGUCUUUACUGAACACGUAGGUAACAGAACAGUCAACAAAAAUAAAGUGACUUCAGGCAAAGAAACGACUCUGACUAGCACAGACCACCGUAUAUUUUCGUUAGGCUGAGGAGCCACUAUGGAGGAUAUCAACUCUAAUAUCAACGCGGACUUGGAGGUGCGGAAGCUCCAGGACUUAGUGAAGAAACUCGAACAGCAAAACGAACAGCUUCGGAGUAGGUCUACGAUGUUGUCCUCGUCCGGAGCGAUGUCAGGGAACCACAGACCCCUCAGCGCCGGGUACGACUCGUCGUCCCUGUCAGCGGGGAUGGCAGCCGGUCUGGCCGGCUUCCCUGGGGUGGGGUUCGGCGGAUCAGGCGGCUACGGCGGACUGUUGUUGGAGAAUAACCGCUGUUUGAGCCCCAGACUGUCGUACGACGGCAUCAGCUUCAGGAGGGCGUAUGAAUCUGAGGGGGCAUCGGCGGCCACAUCGGUGUCGAGUAUGAACUCACUUUAUUCAGACACCACCGGGGGUUUCACAGAUGAAGGGGAAACCUCAAUCUUAGAUGAAGUAGAAAUCUUAGACCUGGAGGACAUGGAUUGUCUAAACGAAGACGAGGACAGCUGGUUGUAUGAAGCGAAACUCAACAGUCCUCUGCAAAAGGCUUUGAGUCCUAUCGUGUGGUGUCGCCAAGCUCUUGACAACCCCAGUCCUGACAUGGAAUCGGCCAAGCGCUCCCUCAUUCACAGACUGGACCUCACCAUGUCAGCUAACAAACGUAGGAGCCUGUAUGGAAGCCCCUACAAUCAGCAGAUGAGUUAUGGAAGUCCUUAUAGCACAAACACAGCCAACAGUCCUUACAGCAGCGGCUUCAACUCCCCCUCUUCAACUCCCAGCAGAGUCCCCAUCGUCAGGCAGCAGCUAAUGCCUGGAAAUGCAGCAGUACACCAGCGAAACUCUACAGCAGAGAGGAAUCCUCCUGCAGUGAGUCCACAGUCUUCAGUAGACAGUGAACUGAGCACUUCAGAAAUGGACGAGGACUCCGUAGGCUCAUCGACGACCUACAAGCUCAAUGAUGUCACAGACGUCCAGAUACUGGCGCGGAUGCAGGAGGAGAGUUUGAGACAGGACUACGCUGCAACGGCAUCGAGGCGGAGCUCGGGUUCGUCUUGCCAUUCUUUACGACGCAGCACCUUUAGCGACCAGGAGUUAGAUGCACAUAGUCUGGAGGACGAAGAAGAGGCGGUGCAUCCGGCCUUCCACCUCACCUCUAACCGCUUCAGCCCCUCCCCUCGCCACUCUCCUCGCGCCUCCCCCAGGAACUCACCCCGCUCACGCUCUCCCGCCCGCUCUAUUGACUACAGCCACAGCCGCGGCUCGCCUCAGCCCAUCAUCAGCCGCCUACAGCAGCCUCGGCACUCACUGCAGGGUCACGGGCACGACCUGCAGACCAACGUGGUGAAAAACGAAGAAAAACUGCGUCGUAGUCUUCCUAACCUCACACGCUCCUCAGUGCCAGCGGCUCAGGGUCCAGAGCCGGUUAAAAACAGCCGCAGCUGUGAGUCCAACCUGCAAGUGCCAAACGGAGGCUCUCCCAGACACCAGAACCAGUCUGCCAUCCCACUCUCCUGUUGCUUUGGAGAAGAAGGUGAUUUCAAUCUCUUCCUGCACCUCGGAACUACAGCGGCACCGGAGAAAACUGGAAGGAGGGUUGUUACUGAUCUGGGCCAGCAGGGGGCGCCCCAGUCAAACGAUCAACACAAGGAGGCAGACAUUACAACAACAUGGCACUUUAUCUUCAUCAAGAACUUUACAGUGAAAAGAGAAACAAUGUCCCAAAAAUAUUUACGCAAAAGAAUUUAUCAAAGGAGCGGACAGUGUCUCCAUAUGUCAGCGAGGACCUCCCAUGUGUGUUCCUCUGUUCGUCUGGUUCUGGAGGGGUCAGGCAUGUGCGGACAGCCCAGAAAAUGCCAAAGAAACCAGGCUGACUCCAGCUCCGCCGGCAGAGGACACAUUGCCUGCCUUGGUUUGACUGUGAUCGUCUGUCAGUCUGUAUCACUACAUUGUCCACUCUCCCCUGUUCUUUCACCUCCCUCAGGUCGAAAUGUUCCCAUGCAUUUCUCUCUUUAUGCUCUGUGUUUAACAGAUGUUGGUGAGCAAUCUCUAUGAUGAUGCUGUGCAGGUGAAAUGUCCCGUAAUGUUUGAGAAUCAUUGAUGUCUUGCAACAGUAAAAGCACCUCUAUGUGGGUAUGACAUGAGUCUUUUCUCUUGUAAAAUCAGCCAGAAUGUAUGCACAAGUUUUCUUUUGGAAAUUAUUUAUUCAAAUUAUUUAAGAAAUUUUAUGUCCAAACACCCAUAUCAGUAUUUGUUUUGAUAUUUCAGUUGUUGAAAUUGUACAUUUUGAACCUCAGCUAAUUUUCCAAAGCCUUAUUUGUGUUGUUUUCAGUGUCAAAUUAGGAUGUGUAUGAAACCUGGGUGAUUUAUGACGCCUCAGCCAAAGCCCCAGUGCAACUUCACCACAGUUUGCCAUUAAACUAAUGUCCAUAUAAGUGCUUCAGUUUCAGUUCAGAGUGACAUUAGGUCUGAAAUGUAUCUGAUUUUACAACAAUGAAUUAUUAGCUCAAUAAUAGAUUUGGUCCCUGUUCAAUUGAUUCAGCCAGUGAAUAGAAAAAAUAAUGCAGGUGAAUUGCCACAUCAGAUUUCUGUCAGUGUAUAUCAUUCAUGCCAUGAUGAAUCAAACAUGCUUUGGCUGGCUUUUACCUCUUGUGCCAUGACGUCAGCAGGUGUGCCAGUGUUAGGGAAGGUGUUCUGGUUAUUGGUGCAGUGGGUGUUAUUAAAACUAGUGCCUAUAAUUUAAAGUUUCACUUAAGUUUAAACAUCAUGUUUUGUUUGUCUUUUAAUUUGUGCCAUUUCUUUCAUUUUUGCAUAUCUGCUUGAUUGAUUUGCUUGCCUGUUGAUAAUUGUAUCACAACAUUUAGAAUUGCUUUAAAAAAUGUAAUAUGCGCCUUCAUAUUUAUAACUACUUACUCAUUCUGUAAAUGAAACUAUUUAUUAAAGAGAGAGGUGCCUCUGUCAAAGCUCAGAUUAGUGGGAAGCUGGAAAGAAUGUUGCAAAAAGACCUACCACACCUUUUGUGUGAAAGUUUUUGUUAUUGAACUUUUUUUUAUAUCCACAAACAUGACAUUCAGUUUCCCUGUGUAAAGUCACAUUUCAAAUAAAAGCAAAAAAGUUGAGUCUUGG